AUGUGGAUCUCUUUAGAUUCUUCUAUUGAUGUUUGCACACAAUAUAGGUUUCGUAAAUUUAAAUAUGGACAACAUACUGCAGAUUCGGAAGGCGUAUUAAUAGAAGUCUUAAAUAGAAUAAAAACGCUGUUCCAAGAGAUGUGCUCGUCAGAAUUGCUUUACUCUCAGGAUUCAUAUCAACCUUCAAUACAGUACUAUGAUAUUCAUGAAGAAAAUUCACAAAAUCUUGAAGAUUUUGAUCCUAAUGCUGAUCUAUGGGAUGCACUUAAUUAUUAUAAAAGUUCACAAAUAGUAAAUAAUGAAUCAUCAUUUCCAGAAGAUCAAUCUGAAUAUUGGGAGAAGAAUGAACAUCUUGAAUCAUUAGAAAGUUCGGAAGCAGUAUUGGAUAAUAAUUUCUUAGCUAUAUCAAUAUCAUCAAAGCAAACACCGCAAAAACAUAAAUUAAAGAGUGCACUUGAAUUUAUACUCAAUGCAUUAUCAUUAUCAUCAUCAGAAACCAAUCAAAAGAGAUCGAGAUUUGAUGACGAAAAUGAUGAAUAA
Dentiscutata erythropus is the source of this 540-nucleotide messenger RNA. The record is from the annotation of a GenBank genome assembly. NCBI's taxonomy places the organism in Eukaryota, Fungi, Glomeromycota, Glomeromycetes, Diversisporales, Gigasporaceae.